Messenger RNA from Acanthoscelides obtectus, 7985 nucleotides. Lineage: Eukaryota; Metazoa; Arthropoda; Insecta; Coleoptera; Chrysomelidae. The record is from the annotation of a GenBank genome assembly.
AAGCGUGCAAGCGGCACGCUGUGGAACCUGUUCGGCGCAGCCUUCGCCUCGCGGAACCCACGGUACCAUCAGUCAGUAUCCGAAGAACUACUUUCCAAGCCCAACUGUAUACCAAGAAGCAUCGCCGCGUCGUCGCUUUUCUUGUGCAGUACCCUGUCCCGUCCAUCCGUUUCGUUUCGGGCGACUUCCGGUCAUACACGGUACGACAUCUAGCAUGACUACCUGAUCUCAAAGACGUUCUAGUUCAAAGUACCCGGAAAAAUGCCGUGCUCUGCAGUGACUCUCAGUCUGGCUACCAUUACGGCCAUUAUAGCUACUGCACUUCUAGCCAUAGCUUUUGCCACGGAUAACUGGCUUUACAUCGAAGUGAAGAGGACUAGCAUACAGAAUUACCUGAGCAGGCAUCCAGAUGCGCAAAGCCAAAGUUUGCUAGAUAGCGUAAACUCAAAGUACUACUACUAUACGAGAACGAAAGGACUAUUUAGGAUAUGUUACCCUAAGGAGAGGCCUCCGACUGUGAAAACGUACCUGAGUCCACUAGAGACGCACUGCAACAACAUCAACUACUAUAUUCCUGAUGAGAACAAUGACACCAAAGAGUUUACAGAUGAUGCAUGGACAAGGCUACAUAUGGGCCGCUCAAUGAUUGCGCUGUUCAUCAUAUCCUUCAUAUCUAUUUUUGCUGCCUUCUGCACUGGGGUUACUGGAUGCUGGAGGAGAUCGCCUGGAAACAUCACAGCGACAGCACUUCUAAUGUUGCUAGCAUGUUUAUUAGCAGCGGGUGCUAUGGGGCUAUGGCAUGGUGUGGAAUACUACGAAAAAGAAAAACAAGUUGGAGAAGAAUAUUAUCAACAAUGGAAUACUGUAAGUACAUAUGAACCACUCAAAACAUACGCCCACUGUAGUGUACACCUAGGCGUAGGUAUAGCUCAGGACCAAUGUUAUGUUGGGUGUUAGCCCAAAGUUUUAGCUUCAGAUUCUGAUUUAUUACCAAUGAAAAAAGUUGUCUCUUAAUGUAGAAGAUAUCAGAACAUCAAAGUUUUAUAAAGUGCCACAGAGUCACCGAGGUCAUUGUUUUGAUGCAGUGGCGCUGCAUGCAUUCAACUUUUUCAAACCUGCCAAUAAUUAAAUAUACUCAAACGGCCUCACUUUACGAAUAUGCGUCGUGUUUUCUGUUAACUUCGAUUAACUUAAGCAUAUAAUUUGUUUUGCUUUUAAGGAAACUAGUCAUAAAGGAAAUUGUAGAAUUAGUCGGCAUCUUUGCAAAAAAAUAUUGCUAGUACAACCUGGAAGGCUCUUAAUAUGUUUCGACCAAUUCUCUGUAAAUUCAGAAUGCAAGAAGUAGCCCAAAAGAAUUGGCGAAGAAUUCGAAGACCGUGUUACAAUUAAAUCGAUACUACUCGUAUAUGCGUGAAACUUGUAAGACGCCGAGAUAUAUUUGCAUUCCACCAAAAAAAAAAAUCUUUUGGAUUACUUCUGACAUACCAGGUGAAUUGAGUAAGAAUUAUUUGGAUUACAAGUAUUUAUUUUAUUAACCAUGAUCACCAGAUUCUUCAGGAAAACGCUGAAAUCAGCUAUGAUUGGAGUUUUGUCCUGGGCUGGUUAGGUGUUUUUACAUCACUAGCCGCAUCGCUACUAUUUUUCUUUGGAGCUUGCUGUUUGGACAACGAAAGAGAGAAAGAAACUUUGGACAAUGUCCAAUAUAUUAUGCCAGGUUAGAGUGAUAACAUUACGAACGUGGGGACGAAGAAGAAUAUUGGUCAUUCAAUCUAUAACAAUAAAAUUUUACCGUUAUUUGUUGUCGCCAUAGAGCGAUAGAGAUCCUAGUGCAUCCGUAGUACAUGAUAGUACAGAUAAACAUAGAACACUUCACUUUCCUUCCUUUAUCUCAAGGCACUUAUCGUACUGAUUAGUUUCAAUAAGAACGUAUAUGACUGAUCGCCAGGUUGGAUCGAGACUGGGUCAAAUUUAAGAGGUGAGAAAGGAAUCGUAUAGAUCUGCUUGACUGACUUGUUUCUCAGAGCUCAGCUUGUGCUAAACAUGUGCCUUUAUGCACUGAUAAGGAUGUUUGGGAUCUGCAAAGUCAACCUACUUGACACCAUUUAUGUAUGACCGUUUUCAAAAUGAAAGUUUUAUACAAAAAUCAUACAAUCUAAUAUAAAGUUUUCCAUGCGAUAUACUCGUAUUUUUGUCUUAAAUAGUGCUAUCAAAUAAUGUAUAUUAUGGAGCACCCUAUAUGUUUUUAGUGAAAAUGACUAUCACCCUUUUCCUGAUUUCGUAAUAUUCCUUUUUAGUCGUUUAGUCAGAAAAUUUAAUCUUGUGGACCACAUGGAUAAAUGAUAUACAGAAUUCAAGUUUUUCAGUAAAAUAUUAAAAACAAGUACCUAUUUUAUAAGAAGCCAUAAUAUAUUUGGAAUCAGAAAUAAAUUACUAUAAUUUUCAUAUAUUAAAUUAAUUUAUUAUAAAUUUAUUUGAUUUUACUUUUCUGUGUCCAAAAAUGGAAAACUUUAUAUUAUACUCUACAUUUUGUAUAAAUCUCUCCUUCCUCAACGGUCACACCAAAAAUGUUGAGGGAGAUUGAUUUCGCUGACAUUCUGUUUAAUCUUUAGAAGAUCUAGCGGGAUUUAUGGCCAUCGAGAAAUGUCUGGCAAUGCUGGAUAUGAUUUAUGUUACAGUCAAAACUCAUAACAGGUCUAAACCACUUUUGACUGCAAAAAUCAGUUGAAAAUUAUUUUGACAGGUGCCUGUGCAAGAAAAAAGUUUGUUGUGUAAUUUUAAGUGUCAUUACAGUUAAAAUAUCACACAAACAAAUAUAACCAGCAGCUAACGACAACCAAAAAGUUUAACAAGUAGUUUUUUAGUUUAGUUAUUUAUCACAAAGAGUAUCAUAGUAGAUAAAUAAAAUGUUAUUUUAUUUGUUAAAAAUGAUUUCGGGAACACCUAUGAUUUUAUUCAGUAUUGCCAGUCAUGAAUAGUUUUCACUUACAAUCUCGAUUAAAACCACUUUUGACCGAUACAAUUCAGUUAAAAUCACUAGUGCCCAAUAUUUCCGAAGUUAAGACCAACUGUCUUAGUCAAAACUUCUUUUAACUUAUUCUUGUAGUCAAAAAUGGUUUUGACCGGUUAUGAGUUUUGACUGCAGCGCAAUCAGAAUUUAAGUCAAGUUACUCUUAUUUUUAAUAACCUUUCUCACCCGAUAGAUACAGCCCUCUAUUCAGCUAGGCAGAUACGAAACUGUUCAAAGUUCUUACAAACUGUUUGCCUUUCAGAAAGUAAGUUAGAUCCAGCAGUGUUGGGAUCUUACUCUAUUAUGCUUUGUGGAUUUAUAAAAGCGAUAGGCUACUGAAGGACUAAUGGAGACCAUAAUAAACAUGAGAGGAAGAAGAAACAUUCAGAAAAAAUUAAUACAAUUGAAUCCAAACAUUUUUCUUCGUCGCUAUGUUUAAACCAGCGCCAUAUUGUUGUAGGUGCUGCGUGACAACGCACGUGUCAACUACGACUGGAGCUACAUGGUGUCAUGGGUGGGAGUGGGGUGUUCCUUGGUGGCUGCUCUUUUGUUCAGCGGUGCCGCGGUCUGUCUCAGGGCGGAACGGGAGGCUGAAGAGGCAGUCAACAUGCAGUACCUAAUGCCUGGUAACCCUUUUCUCUCUCUGGUGGUGGUUACACACUUUUUUAGCUCUAUCCACAAUACCCACUCCUUAUGGUUGCAUCUAGUUUUUCUCACAACUUUCGACUUCGUCAUGAAGGUUCUUUCCACCAAUAAAUUUCUUACAGUCCCAAACGGACAUUAACAACGGAUCAGAUUUCCAGCUCGUAAUUAGGUGACAUCAUAACAUUAGAGAGUUUUUACAAUCACAAAUGCCUCUUACGUUAACGGUAACCUAUGUAUGUAUAAUCCAUUGACCAUUUACGACAUAAGUGUCAACGUUGACGUUUACAUAACCGCUGUUUAUGAUCGCCAAAACUGUCUAUUAAUCAGUCGCGUUGACUUUAUUUGACAACCUCUGAUACCUAGAAACUGCUUGUUCGAAGUAAGUGAAAGACUCCCAGACAGGUAUCCCAUGUUCAGCGUAGGCACUAUUGUCAAAGUCAUACGAGCAUCCACCAUUUGGAUAAUGCAGAGAGAUAGACCUUAGAUAGAUAAUUUUGGAGCUUAUGCGCGAUCAAAAUAGCAACGAGAGAGUAAAAAUGAUGAUUUCUUAUUAAUACUGUUCGAAUGUAUCGCCAUACGAAUCUAAAACCCUAAGUUUGUUGAGAUUUUUCUCAAUUUGUAACAUUCGGGUUCGUCCAGGUUCUCCACAUUCCUACCGGCAGCUUGUGUCUCUAGCUGUUUGUACGAUAUGAAAAACAUUAAGUACGUAGUUCUAGAAAAAUUUGCUAAUUUUUACGAAAACUAUACGCCACGCAAACGAAAGUUAAGAACUCUCUGUAUAAUACUAAUAUCUGGAAUAAAUCCACAUCUACUUAUGAUCGAAUGUACUUACUUAUAAAAAAGUUUCGCAAUUAUGUCAUUAGCAUAGAGCAGCUUCAUAAAAUACUACUCGUCGUUGCUUGUCAAGGCUAAGGAAAAUAAGAUAUAUCCACGUUUAACAUGUCAACAUAUUUUUUUAACUCUUCCUUCCAUAAGUACUUUCAUUUCAUAAGUUAUUUAUUUUUAUCAGUAUCAAAACAGAGGAAUGAUUUAAACAUCGGUUGACAACUAUGUAUCCGUUUAGGAUCGUGUGAAUUUGAGAGUUAGAUGCAACAUAAAAACACACAAGGAUUGAAGGAGCCUUUUGGAAUAGAUACCAUUUUGAGGACAAAUUCAGUCCUUUUCACAAUUGAGUGAUACAAACCAUGCAAUCAUAUAUUUUUUAUUAUGUAUUAUGUAUUUCUGUGACAAAAUAAUCACUCACGUUUGGCCGUUCAGUUAAAGCAAAAGUAUAUGAGAAAAAGUUACUAAUGUGCGGAGACACACUGCGAGGUGAUGUCUAAUUAACGUUUAGUAUGUAUAUUUUUCUGUUAUUGAUAUGUAAUAUUUAAUUAAUGGAGCAAGGUAAACAAAAUAGACUCUACAGUUUCUUAAGUUAUAAAACAAAAGGCUCCUUCCACAUGUCAUGAUAAUCACAUUAUUAAAAAUAUUAACACUUCUUCUAGAUAUACAUUUCUAUACUUGGCAUCGUAUCCUGGCUUCGCUUUUUGAGCUUAUGUUAAAGAUAUAUUGUGUCAUAUUUUUGUAACGUCGGUGUGUAUAUAGUUACUUCUCAAAUUAACCACUUAACAGUAGUUACAUCUUUCUAUAAUUAUUUAUAUCGUUUAACAAUGUGAAAUUAUUUUGAUGAAUUACUCUGUAUAGUAAAUACAUAUUUGGUAAAUACCAGAACUCAAUUGUGCGUAUUAGCUCAAAAUCAAGAUAAAUCAGAUACAAUAUUAAAAACACUCUCCACCAAGUAGCUCCAGUUGAAAAUAAAAACAAUUAUUCUGAGCGAAAAGCUUCAACGGGCAAUUAAAAAAAUGUCUGUAAAAAAGUUUGUGUUUUCGUCCAUACUCAUUACACCAUACUCACCAAAACUGAAGGAACUCGCUUCAUUUACAACCGACUAGUUUUAUGUUUUUUUAUUUUAAAAUAAUAACUGGGACCCUCUUUUAUCCUGAGAUGAAGUAAAAAUAUUCUUGAGGUUACUAAAACCUUUAGCGAGAGUCACUCUUAAUGUAUAUACUGUGUAACCAUUUUUUUCAAUGACAAUGAUUUAGGGAAAUGUUGCAAAAUGAAUACUUGACGUAGGCAUUAUUAGUAGGUAUAUUUAUUACCUCUAAAAUUAUUUAUAUAGUACUCUGCAUUAUUCUGCAAAGUAUCCCUCAAUCCAAAACACACCUAAGCACUCUGACGAUCCAAAAAGUCUUAAUAUCUAAUCGAUUGUCUAUUUACAGUAUACCCACAGAAACAACAGUAUGCAUAUGCAGGCUAUCCAGUUCCACAACCCCAACCUUACAGUGGACCUUACUACACCACAGGAUCAGCGUAUGGACCUUACAACUACUAAGACUGCUCUGCAAUCGCAUGAAGUAUUUAUAUCUAGAGAGCUCCUAUACACUAACUUGCAGUUGAUAAGAGCCGAUUGCAAGAAAAAACUUUAACGUUGAAAAUGCCAAUUAAGCAAAGUAUAUCGAAAGCUAUCCGAUAUUGUACAAUAGAAGACUAGUUUUUGGCUCAUUCAAAAUGUUCAAAAAUCGAUCACUGGGAGCUGCUACAUUAUGCAUAUUUUCUGAUAGUCCGUAUAUCGGUGUGGUUAUGCGGUAUCACCAUUAUAUGGUAAUAUUUUUAUAUGAAAAUCAAAUCAACAUAAAAAAUGUUCUUAUGGAAAUGAUAUUGUAAUAAACUACUGCCAUUUAAGAUUUAGUCAAUAUACAGUUAGUUAUUUUCGAUUCUUAAGCAUUCUCAUCUAUGAGAUGAGAUGCGCUGACCAAAAAUAAAUAUUUCUUAUAACAGCAUCACAAUUAUAACUAUUUUUAAAAAUAUAUAUUUACUGAGCUGUGCCAUCCGUCUCAGACACAGGUAACGAUAAAUUGUCGUUAUAUCCAUCAUAUUUUUAUAAAAAUACCCAUUUCAUUUAGUCAUCUUUUUCUUUAGCAAAUCAUAAACUUUGUUGUAUUUUAUUGAAAAACCUGAAAAGAGAUGUCACAAACAGGUAGAUUUGAGUUGAAAAUGGAGCUCAAGAUUUCUCGAUACGACGCAGUAGAUUCUAAUAGAAAUAUGGUUUACAUCUGGCACUGUGCACAUGAAUUUAAUACGAGUAUGCAGUUUUUAAGCCUUGUCAUUUUUCAAUAAAGCGAAAGUAGACUCACUACAAACAAAAAGUAUGUCAGUCUAAGAAUUAAAGGGAAGCUAACUACUUUUACCAGUUAGUCCGUCGUAUUUUCUAACCAACGCGUCUUAUGCAUCCACCAACCAGCAAAAUUUCCUAUAAAUGUCUGACAUUUAGUUGGACUAUCUAUAGUAAACAGCAUAGUUAAAAAAACAUGACUCCAGUUGUCAGAUGAACUCUUGCACCUGCAGAUGUUCGUUAUAAGUUACAGGUAUAAUGAUUAAUAAUAAGCACGAAUGACGAACAACAAAGUAUGAAAUAAUGUACCUGUGUUGUAGAUAGAUGAAAAACAAUCUGCUUCUGGACAUUUUUCUUUAAUAGACACACACCUAGAAUAGGGAGAAAUCUCAGAUAUGUAUUAUUUAAGCAUAAGAAUCUGGAAGACCCGUCUCGGCGUUUUAUAUUCUCAUAUGCCCAGUUAACUUUGGCGUAGUCAUAUUUUGCGAUAACACUUUGCUGUAGGCGUUCACAUAUUAUUUACGCAAAUCUAAAAUAACCGUACGCCCAAGAUACAAUCAUCAAAAGCCUUUCUAGAAAAUAUAGGCUUAUCAGAUGUAGUAAGUGUCCAUGCCAGGAUUAACUGGAGCUUUAUUUCUAUGUGUGUAUGUGCGCUUGUUUUGUCGUCUCCCUGCAAUAAGAACUAUAUUUUCAGUCAUGAAAUUAUUGUAGUAUUUCUAGUUAUAGACGAGGUGUCUCGGCAAAAACCAAUAAAGGAAUUAAAGAAUAUCACGUCGAAUCCUUAUUGACACAUCUCAAAAAUGCCAUCGCAUAAUUAUAUCAAAUUGAUUAAGGGGAUUUCUUAUAAAAUUUUCCAGCUUUUACUAUCCAUUACGGUUCCGUCCCUGAUAUUCUGCAAGUUUGCUCAUAUAGUAUGGGGAGAUGAUAAAAUAGGUCUUAAAUGUAUGUUGUACAUAAUAGAUAGGAUAAUAUAUUGAUUUAGAUACUAUUACGAAUAUUGUAUGUGCAUAAACCUAUGACUGUGUAUUUUUAUAUUGAUGUCUUUUAAGGUGUACCUAGAUCACAACAAAUAAAAUUUAUUUAUAUUGUAAACUUAUUUUUGUAUGUGUAUUUUUUAUACUUAAAACUAUUUUAAUAAUUAUUACGAUUUUCUAUCGAUUAGCGCAAUUAGAUUAAUUUUAG